CUCGGCACAGUCAGACGUUUGUUUUGUCACUCCCUGCAAGUUAGCUCGAAAUCCAUACUCGGGUUUUCUCCGCACUAUUUUUGCUGGUGUCCAGAUUUGCAAACGCAGUAUAGCUGGAAAUAAAGACAACAGUAGACAUGAACACUGACACAGAUCGCCGACAAAACGACCAUGGCGUUGGCAAUGGUGAUGGUGAUGAUGAUUCAACAAAAGCUGCCCCGACCUCGCAGAUUCCUGGGAUGUCUGACGAUGCUAACAAUGGUCCUGAGGAGAGGACUAAAGGACGCCGUACGGGAGUCAAUGAGUCCGAUUCUGCUUAUACUAAACUGGCUAAACAAGGAGGACAGAGGGGUAAAAACGGUUUAUUGUGGCACGAGGAGACCAAUUUGGACACCAAACCUAAUUCUGCGUCAUCUUACAAAGCUCCAAAUUGGUUCUCUGGAUCUCCAAAAGCUCAAGAGCAAGCAAGCCCAACUGAGAGCUUUCAAAACUACAUGUCAACUAAUGCUCCCUUUGGGAGUGAUAAUAAGUCAACUUGGGAAAGGGACUUUGAUGACAAAGAGAAGAUCUCUCCCAACAGCCAGAUGGAGAACUUGUCCUUAGCAUCAGGAAAGAAUGAAGAUGCAGCAGGCAAUUUCAAGAAAACCCCAGCAGCCCCGCUACCAAUUGAUGGGGCUGAAGAAAUAUCUCAGAAAUCUCAGAAUUCGACCCCUGUCAACAUGUCUACGCUCUUGAGCUUUGGCUAUUUAGAGGACCAGAAAGGGGCACCAAAUACGCAUUCAUCAAGUUCCAAGGAGUAGAAAGGAGCAAAGGCAGUGACGCACGACUGACUCCUCAAUGUUCUCCUCCACAACGUUCCUUCACCAGGUUUUGCCUGUUCACAACCGCUCAUAGAUCAAUUAAAGCAGUUCAUUUUGGUUCAAGUCAGAGUUAAGGCGCUCUUGUCAUGCUACAUGUUUAUGCUUGUCCCAAGAAGUAUACACAACUGCAAAACUUGAUUCUGUUAGAUUGCCCUCACAGACCUGCUCUGUUCUGUGCCUGAAGUUGCUAAUGAACUGCAUUUUCACUGUAACACUAAUAACAGCUAAUGUACUAGCCUGAGCUAUGCUCUUGUUUGUCUGUUGUAGUUUGGGGAAUGAUGGUUUACUUUUAAAAGGUGUCUAUGGCUUAGAAGGGCUCCUCUAAAAAUGCCUGCUGUUUUGAAGUGUUAUCUUUUUUUUUUUGUGCCUCGUUAUGAUUACUAUAAAGAUUUGUUUUAAAGAAAAUAAAUGUGUUGUGCAUGGAAACAUUG
Salvelinus namaycush (lake trout) is the source of this 1291-nucleotide messenger RNA. RefSeq lists its product as uncharacterized. The transcript is spliced from 9 exons. Lineage: Eukaryota; Metazoa; Chordata; Actinopteri; Salmoniformes; Salmonidae. The record is from RefSeq and is a predicted model, not a curated record. The coding region runs from base 138 to 800 and encodes 220 amino acids.